Messenger RNA from Magallana angulata, 723 nucleotides. RefSeq lists its product as uncharacterized. NCBI's taxonomy places the organism in Eukaryota, Metazoa, Mollusca, Bivalvia, Ostreida, Ostreidae. The transcript has 5 exons. Gene Ontology annotation, cellular component: membrane. Bases 5 to 715 code for a protein of 236 amino acids. Gene Ontology annotation, molecular function: wide pore channel activity. The record is from RefSeq and is a predicted model, not a curated record.
CCUGAUGGAAACAUUUUGCGCUAUUGUUGUUCUAUGUCUUACAUCCGUAGCUAUUGCAGAUUUGGACAUAUCUAAACGGAGACCUCUUUCAGUGGAAUGGCCGAGCGGAACAUACACUUUGGUUAAACCUAAAUCUGGCUGUCCGCCUGGAUGGGGAGAGGGCUGGACCUACCAAGACAACGAGGAUAGUGAUAAUAGGAACAGUUUUUCCUAUGUUCCUCAUUUUGACGGAAGUUUUGGGAGAGACAUGAAGUUUUCCUACUGUACAAAGAUUGCAAAUGUUGGGGAUAAAGGAGGCAGGUGGCCAGCGGGGAAUUACUGUAUCCUGAAACACGGAGAAUCCUGCCCGGCAGGGGGGUUUGAUUCUGGUCAUGUUCAUUGGGAUGACGAAGAUUCGCACAAUAAGAACUCGCAUGGAGGAAUAUUACCAACGGGUUCGUUUGGAAGAGACACCGAAAUAUAUUACUGCUGCAGGAACGAUGGUCCAUACAACACUGAAAUUCAGCUCCCAACGGCUCACUCAUUUUAUCUGCUGAGAUAUACCUCCCCUUGUCAGAUGGUAAAAGGAAUGUACGUCAGAGAAGAGUCCGUAUAUUUUGAUGACGAGGACCACAACAAUGAAAACUAUGCUACUGGGAAACACCCACUGGGGACUGGAAAUGUAAGGAACCAGCGCCUGAUGUACUGCUACUAUUCCCCGCUGCAUACUGAGUAAAUAAAAUG